AUGCUUCGCUCAAUACCCGCACGACGUGCUAUUCGCACAAUUGGCAAUCACGCGAGAUGGAUGGAGGUCGCUGGUGCGAGGGGCUUGUCAAAUCGUGUGAAGGCGGCGGGUGGUAUUAUGGUUGAGAAGAGCGGUACUAGGGCGCAGGCUACUGCUGCUCCUCAGGUCUCUAGUCAAAUUAGAGAAUCUCCUAGUCCGGCUUUCAAUGCCACGCCUUCGCAAAGUGAUUCGAGAAAGGAAUUGUCGGGACAGGGACAGAAAUAUACAGAGAUGGAUGAGUCAUUUAUUGGGAUGACCGGUGGAGAGAUCUUCCAUGAAAUGAUGUUACGGCAGGGUGUCAAGCAUAUCUUUGGUUAUGCAGGAGGUGCCAUUUUACCAGUGUUCGAUGCGAUCUACAACUCAAAACAUUUCGAAUUUAUCUUACCAAAACACGAACAAGGUGCCGGACAUAUGGCAGAAGGAUAUGCUAGAGCUUGUGGCAAACCUGGUGUGGUUCUCGUUACAUCUGGACCUGGUGCUACUAAUGUUAUUACCCCAAUGCAGGACGCUUUGUCUGAUGGAACACCAAUGGUAGUUUUCACUGGACAAGUCGUCACUACUGCGAUCGGAAGUGAUGCUUUCCAAGAGGCUGAUAUCAUUGGUAUCUCAAGAGCUUGCACAAAAUGGAAUGUUAUGGUUAAGAAUAUUGCCGAGCUUCCAAGAAGAAUUAACGAGGCUUUCGAAAUCGCCACCUCCGGACGACCUGGACCAGUUUUGGUAGAUUUACCAAAGGAUGUUACAGCUGGCAUUCUCCGAAAAGCUAUUCCUUCCCACCACAUCAUGCCGUCUUUACCAAGUCAGGCCUCGAGAGCGGCACAGGCUAUCCAAAGGAAACAACUCCAAGGCUCAAUCGAACGAGUUGCGAAAUUGAUCAACAUCGCCAAGAAACCAAUCAUUUAUGCUGGUCAGGGUGUUAUUUCCACACCAGAGGGCCCUAGAUUGCUCAAGGAACUUGCAGAAAAGGCAUCUAUUCCUGUAACGACAACUCUUCAAGGUCUUGGUGGAUUUGACGAGCUUGAUGAGAAAUCUUUACACAUGCUUGGUAUGCACGGUUCUGCAUAUGCUAACCUUUCCAUGCAAGAAGCCGAUCUCAUUAUUGCUCUUGGAGCACGUUUCGAUGAUCGUGUAACUGGAAGUAUUCCCAAAUUCGCACCAGCAGCAAAGGCAGCAGCAGCUGAAGGUCGUGGUGGUAUUGUUCACUUCGAAAUUAUGCCAAAGAAUAUCAACAAGGUUGUUCAGGCUACCGAGGCAGUUGAAGGUGAUGUUGUUACCAACCUUGCUCAUCUUCUUCCAGUUGUCGAGAAGAAAACUAUGGAUGACCGCAAGGAAUGGUUCGACCAAAUUAGAUUUUGGAAGGAGAAAUUCCCUCUUUCUCACUAUGAAAAGGCUGAACGAGAUGGUCUUAUUAAGCCACAAACUUUGAUCGAGGAACUCUCAAAUUUGACAGCCGACAGAAAAGAGGAGACUAUCAUCGCUACAGGUGUCGGUCAACAUCAAAUGUGGACUGCACAACAUUUCAGAUGGAGGUACCCAAGAACUAUGAUUACAUCUGGUGGUCUUGGUACUAUGGGUUACGGUCUUCCAGCAGCUAUUGGUGCCAAGGUUGCCAAACCUGAUGCUCUUGUCAUCGACAUCGACGGAGAUGCUUCUUUCAACAUGACACUCACUGAGCUUUCUACCGCAGCUCAAUUCAACAUCGGUGUUAAGGUCAUUGUCCUUAAUAAUGAAGAACAAGGAAUGGUGACUCAAUGGCAAAAUAUCUUCUACGAGGAUAGAUAUUCUCAUACUCACAGCGUCAACCCAGAUUUCAUGAAAUUGGCAGAUGCAAUGGGUGUGCAACACAGAAGAUGUAUCAGGCCAGAUGACGUAAAGGAUUCUUUGAAAUGGUUAAUUGAGAGUGAUGGACCCGCGCUUUUGGAGGUUGUCACUGAUAAAAAGGUACCUGUCUUACCGAUGGUACCAGCUGGAAAUGCAUUACAUGACUUUUUGGUCUAUGAUUCAGUCAAAGACAAGGAGAGAAGAAAGAUGAUGAAGGAGAGAACCAGUGGUUUACAUGGAUAA
This is a messenger RNA of Sclerotinia borealis F-4128, 2100 nucleotides long. The record is from the annotation of a GenBank genome assembly. NCBI's taxonomy places the organism in Eukaryota, Fungi, Ascomycota, Leotiomycetes, Helotiales, Sclerotiniaceae.